AUGUGGUAUGUAUGUGAACUACGUACAGAUGUUUAUUGCAGACUGGCUUCGUGGAUACAGUUAAAUGCACGUCCUUUUCUACCAGUUCGACAACCGCGAACGACACUCAACGUGCACGUCAGCGCCGGGCUGUAUCAGAUUGUUGACUUGGACCAACGAAACAAUUUGGCGACAGUGUCGGCGUACUUCGACGUAUGGUGGUUGGAUGAGUACCUGGUCUGGAACGCUACUGAAUAUGACGGUCUCGCCAAGAUAUUCGUACCAAUGAAGUGGAUUUGGAAGCCAGAAUUCUAUAUGUAUCACAGUGUGUACGGUCGUGUUCCCGACUAUGCUCCGGAUGCUCCGGCGCAGAUUCAAGCCGACGGAAGAGUACGCAUGUUCGUGUCGAUCUCGUCGAAGAGCUUCUGCCCAAUCAACUUUAAACGUUUUCCGUUUGAUUCUCAAACGUGCUCAUUUUCGGUACGUUUCAUCUUUUAA
This is a messenger RNA of Angiostrongylus costaricensis, 477 nucleotides long. Lineage: Eukaryota; Metazoa; Nematoda; Chromadorea; Rhabditida; Metastrongylidae. The record is from the annotation of a GenBank genome assembly.